GGGGGAGGAAGAGGAGGGAGAGCGGCGAGGAAGAGGCCUGCAGCCCGUUCUCGCGGGCCCCGCCCGGCGGGGUCAAUGCCGGCGCCGCGGCCGCUCUCCGAUGAGACCUCUCCGGGGCUGUCGGAGACGCGGUGCCAUCGUGGGGACCGUCACGCUCUGCCUGGCGGCCGGCUGGGCUCUGCAGACCCCUGGAGGAGUGUCGUUAAUUGUCCCACAGCCCAACAUCAACGCAACGGUGGCACAAAAUAUCCUCCUCUCUGUUGAGUACUCCUGUAGAGGCACUGCCACUGUGGAGUGGAAACAUGUGUCGAGCUGGGGCACCGCCAGAAUUGUGGAGUGGAAAAGUGGGGAUUACAUCAACAUAUCCGCCGCCUACAAGGACAGAGUGACUACUUUUGAAAAUGGUUCUAUACAGCUUCUGAACGUGGGCAUGAGAGAUGCUGGCUACUAUUUUAUCACAGUCACAGAGGAGUAUGGAACCAACACCUACGGCACCAUCAUACUCAACGUUUACGAGAUUAUCUACGAAGAUUUACAUUUCGUAGCGGUUCUCUUUGCAUUUCUUGCUGCAGUAUCUGCCAUUUUGAUCUGCUUCAUGUGGCUGUGUAACAAAUCCCUGUACCUAUUCCAGAAGAAGACACAUAAGCUAACAGCAAGUACAACUGAAGAAAUUGAAUUGGAAACCAUUGAGUGUUAGCCAAGGACUGUGUCAUAACAAAAAUAACAACUCUACCUCAGGAGAAAGUAUUGGCAAGGAAAGCAAGAAGGAACCUAAAAGCCCCACAGGCUGCAUUACCCUUCGUUGCACAGGCAGCACAGCAGUGACUCAAUGUCCCCACGAAGAGACUGAGAGAUUAUCAGCAUGGAGUCAGGGCUGCCAUGAGCAGCUCCAUCUUAUACACGAAGUUGCGCCCUUCCAUUUUAUUCCACUGGACUUCCUUGAAGGGCCCUCGAAGAUGGUUCCAUUUGUUGUCCUGCAGCACGUCGCCUUUGGGGAGAUCUUUGCACUGACUCCGUGGAAACUGAACCAUAACUUUGCUGCCACUUUCAGGACCAUUACGUACUGUGAUGAACAAAGAUUGUAUGAGUAUUUUUACACAUUAGAAGUUCCUCAUGUUAAAUAUCCUCCCUCACGUAUGCAACGCAUUAUUGUUUAGUCAAUUCCACACAUGCUGAAAACAAGUGACAAAUUGCCUUACGGAUGUUUAUGUUGUAAAAGCUGCUUCUUUUGAUUUGUUCUCACUGGUUUUACAUUUUUCUCUACAGUUUUUAUGCUGGCACUGCUCUUUGCUAAAGCAAACCAAAGAAACACUUGACAAACAAUCCAGAGAAUACACCUUACACGUGAACUGCAAGGAAAAAUAGCCUUAAUCUCAUCAAGUUCUUGGGUGGCUCUAAUGAGAUCCCUAGCAUUCUAUUCCAAGAAGUACAUUUUAAUUCUCAUGAGCUGCAUCCAUUAAAUAUUUAUUUCUAUUGGAUAUCUCUCACAUGGAGAGGAAUGAAGUCAGGACUGCUGUUAUCAUCAAACUGCAAGGCUGGUGGAGAGAGGGUGGUAUUCUCUAUGUCUAGGUGACAGGUUUUUUGCUUGUGUUUCCUUGGUGUUUUUAUUUCUUUCUCUUUUGGUGGUGGUGGGCUCAUUAUUUGCUUACAGAGGUAACACUCACCCUUCCCAAACACUACACUUGUAGAGUGGAUCAAAACUGCUGUAUGACCAUUUCAGAUCUGGGAAGCAUAGGUGGACACACACCUUAUGCACCAACCAAAACUAACACAUGUGGAUCCAGAAGCCACCUCAGCUGCCAGUUCUUUGCCUACGAAAGGUAAACUUCAAAAUGUAGAAGAGAUGAGGGGGAAAGGCACCUUCAUCUAGUCCAACCAGAUGGCACAAAGCAAGGCCUUCAAGAGCAGGUUGUUCAAAACAACAUCCAGUCAGGUUUUGAGUAUUUCCAAAGAUGGAGGCUCCACAGCCUCUUCAGGCAACCUGGGUCUGACCAUGCUCACAGUGAAAGAGCCUAUUAUGAUUAAAUGAAAUUUCCUUAUAUCAGUUUGUGACCAUGGCUGGGUGCCACUGAAAAGAGCCUGGCUUCAUUCUCACUGCACUCUCCCUUCAGGUAUUUAUGGACAUUAAUGAUGUCACCCCUCAGCCUCCUCUUCUCCAGGCUGAACAGUCCGAACUCCCUCAGCUCUUCCUCACAGAAGAGGUGCUCCAGUCCCUUAAUGGUCUUUGUGGCUGUUUGUUGGGAUCACUCCAGCAAGUCCAUGCCUCUCCUGUACUGGAGAACUCAGCACAGGACACAGGACUCCAGCUGUGGCCUUAUCAGUGCUAAGCAGAAGGGAAAGAUCUCUUCCUUUGACCUGCUGGCAAGGCUCUGUGUGAUGCAGUACAGGAAACUGCUGGCCUUUGUCACAAGGGCAUAUUCUGGCACUCAGUGGCAGCUUGCUGGUGUCUGGGCUUGAUAAGUGCGGGACUUAGCACUGCCCUUUACUGAACACCCUUGAGGAUCCUGCCAGCCCAGUUCUCAAUGUGUUCAAGUCUCUUAUAAUGGCUGCACACGCAUUAUCACCAUCAACUACUUCUCAUUUUUGUAUCACCAGCAAACCUGCCCCAACAUCCAGUUGCUCUAAGCAGCCGUGGUCCCAGUACUGAACUCUGGGGUACACCACACUUGUGGCAUCCAGCUGGAUUUUGUGGCUGAGUAUCACAACCCUUUAAGCCUGGCAUUUCAGCCAGCCUAGCUUCUACUCCAUCACUCUGUCAAUCAAGGACGAUGUUGGCAUACAGUCUCAAAAACCCUGCUAAAAUAUAAAACAUCCAUUGUUCUCCCCUCACUUACUGAAUUAGUUAUCUCACUGUAAAAAGCUUUUGGGCUGAUUGAGCGUAAUUUCUCCUUCACAAAUUGAUGUCAGCUACUUCCAAUCCUCAUGUCCUUAAUAUGUUUGGAAACGGCUGUGUUGUUUUUUUUUUUUUUUAACUCUCUCAUCUUCUUAGUAACUGCAGUGAGGCUGACCAGAUUGUAGUUUCCUAUUCUUCUUCUUUAAUAUAUGACACAGGCCUUCUUUCAGUCUUCAGGAAUCUCUCCUGAUCAACACGACCUUCAAUGGAUCAUCUAGAGUGGAUUUACAGUGACAUUAACCAGGUCCCUCAGUGCUCAGACACAUCCUACAUCAUUCUUUGUUCUAGAUUCACAGAAUCAUCAUCUAACCUCAGUAAGGAGGGUUAAGUUAAGUCUGUGAUCCAUGUCACAGGGAUGUGGGAUUUCUGAAGGUCAGUCUUAAGACCGAAGGAAAGAAGGCAUCAGGUACCCUAGCCUUCUCCAUGUCCUGAGCUACCAGGUCAUGUCCCCACUUGGCAGCAGGCCCAGGCUUUCCCUAGGCUUUCUUUUGCUGCUGACAUUGACUGAAGCUCUUCUUGUUGCUCUGUAUGUCCUUCACCAAAUUCAAUCCCAGAUGUACUUUAGCUUUCCUAUUCCCAUCCCUGAAUUCUUGGGCAGUAUCUCUAUCAUACUCUGAGGUCACCUACUCCUAUCUUUUGUGGCUUUUUCCAUCUGAGUCGAAUCACGAACUCCCUGUUCAUCCAUGCAGAUCUUCUGUCACCUCUGCACAACCUCAUGCACAUGCAAGUGAUUAUUCUUGACCUGAAACAGGUGAGCUCUUCUGGACCCCUCUGUCACUCCAUAGAACAGCAGCCCCGGUGAUUCAUCCAAGCAGAUCCCUGCAGAGAACUCUGUGCUCCUUAAGCCCAUGGUUGUGAUCCUCUUGUUUGCCUUAUUCCCUUCUCUCAAGAUCACAAUUGUUUGUGCAAUCUAUUUUUUCUAUGCCAGUUCUAAGAACUAUUUUCAUGCUUGUCUAAGUCAAACCUAGUUUAAUAAUUAAAUGGCUACUUGGCAAAGUACUCAUUCUCUUUAGGUGCCAAUUCCAUACACAAGAGAUUGCUUCUAGAACGUUUUGCUAUAGGUUGUCAUUGUUCUAUAAAAUGCUGGAGACUGAUUUCAGAGGAAAACUUAAAAACUCUUUAGAACUUAAGAAUUCUGUACACAUUUGAAAUAGAAAGUAUUACCUGAAAUGGCAUAGUCUCCAUUUGGUGAUGCUACAGUUAUUGCAGAUGCAUUGCCAAUACUCUCCACCGGCCCCAGGCCAACGUGAUUACUGAAGCUCAGCACGUGCCAUCCCAUAACUUUUGCAAGCUGCUGAACUGCAUGGACUUGGUGCUGCGACAUCUGAAAGGUGACACGAGGUUCAUCUUAUCAGUAUUUGCACACCACAAAAUGAAAUGCAGAGGAAUGACGACUGUGGGGGAUUUUUUGUGUUUUCUGUUGUUGUUUGGGUUCCUUUUCUUUGUCUGUUUUUGUUCUUUUGGUGGUGGUUGUUUUGGGGUUUGUUUAUUGGUGUUUUUUUAAACAUGUUAUAUAUGUCAGUGUAGCUUUGUAGGCAGAGGCAACCACUGUAUCAAGUACACUACGCAGCCAGGUGACUUUUUUAAGUACUGCUUUCAGUUAACAAGAAAAUAACCCAACUGUUACGAAAAGGAUUUUAAAAUACCUUUUCUUGGAUAGAGAUCUUUGCUGUAAAAUAUCUAAAAUACUUUUGCAAAUAUGUCUUAACACUGCAAACUCAAAUAAAGGCUGAGGUUCUCUGGCA
Molecule: messenger RNA, 4638 nt
Organism: Gallus gallus (chicken)
Lineage: Eukaryota; Metazoa; Chordata; Aves; Galliformes; Phasianidae
Gene: VSTM5
Product: V-set and transmembrane domain containing 5
Exons: 5
Coding region: 101-697 (198 amino acids)
Biological process (GO): positive regulation of excitatory synapse assembly; filopodium assembly
Cellular component (GO): dendrite; plasma membrane; axon
Source: RefSeq, a predicted model, not a curated record